Vicugna pacos (alpaca) is the source of this 6373-nucleotide messenger RNA. The record is from RefSeq and is a predicted model, not a curated record. NCBI's taxonomy places the organism in Eukaryota, Metazoa, Chordata, Mammalia, Artiodactyla, Camelidae.
CACACACACACACACACUCUCUCUCUCUCUCUCUCUCACACACACACACACACUAUCUCUCUCUCUCUCACACACACACACACAAUUGUAUUAGCAUAUUUCUCCCCUUAGAGCCUGCUCAACUUGUUCUUCCUUUUCAAGUAACAGACCCCACUCCCACAGGGAUCACACCAAAGAAAAAUAUGUUAGAACCAGGAAAAUUGAUGUUAGAACCAGGACAAGCAAGGAGAUCCACAAAGGCCUUGAGUACCCUGGCUUUUGAAAGGAAGCAACAUGGUUUAAUGGAAAGAGCACACCUCAGAGAGGCCGGAGACUUAUUCUUUUCCUUGUUCCGACCUCACUGUGAGCCCUGAGACAAGUCUGUUAGCUGCCCUGAGCCUCAGGUUCUCUAAGCAGAAAAUAGGGGAAAUCCUGCUCACUCUUGCUUCACCUGCCUGGGGGCGGUGUGUGUGAGGGAAGUUACUUGUGGCAUCUUGAGCUUUGCAAAAUCCCAAAGGGCAAUUAUGGAGCUAAUGACUCAGAAAUGAAAGGGGCCCGUGGGUACCAGACUGCCUUCCCUCACAUUUGCAUCCCUGACCACCACAAGUUCUAAGGCUAGUUCCAGAGACUCUGAGUUCACUAACCACUGUGGACUUGGGCUCUUCUCAUCAUUGCCCCUAAGGGAACCUUCAAGGAACCACUUAUUCUUGUGGCUUGGUUUAACAGUCUAGUCCUAAAUCUCAGUCCAUCCCAGGGAGGAUGUCAAGAAAAGAGGAGCUGAAAAUAAAUUUAGAGAAUUUUUCUUCCACACCCAGGCUUCCUGGGUAAAGCUAGGAAUCUCUCUAGUGAAACCUAGGGAGAGCUGCUUUUCAAAGUGAAGCAAAGCCUGUGUCUUGGGCUUUCUCAUGAGACUAUUUACAGGAGUAUGUCUCUCAGCACUAAACAAGAAUGACUGGGGAGGAGAGACAGGGUAAUAGAUACUUCCCCUCUGGAGGGGGUGCCCUCCAGAACCCCCUACUCCCACUUUUCUCAAUAUAGUAUUACAAGCAAACCAAAUUUUCAUCUGUUUGCUUCAAUGAAUCCUUCAGAGACCAAGAAUCCUUGUGCAGCUCAGCCUGUUCCCUUGGCCCACCCUGGCUCCCCCAGAUCUGCCCCUGGGGUAUUUGUUUUUCAUUAGAUGAUGGGUGAAAGCAAUUUUGGAUAUAUGUAAAUUUCCACCAAAUAGAUUUUUUUUCUCCUCCCACAGGCCCCUAAGGAGAUAAUUCAUUGCAACAAAUUAUCACUUUUAAUUGUUCUCAGUUCUUGGUUGUUUAAUACUCUACUGCCAAUUACUGUUUGCCUUCCCUCAAAUAGACUAGCCUGCAUUUUAAAUUCAGAGUCCCCCCACCACUCCACUUAAAAAAUAAAUCAUAGCAAGGUAAUUGACAAGAAGGUCGGGGAAGCCACUUAAAGGUUUUAUUUAUUACCCCUUCAGUAGAGGACUCUUCACGGAACCUAAGGUGGGCUGCUCUUCUCCAUCUUCUACUUUCCUGUCCCCUCCCACGCUCCCUCCACCCAAAAAAUAUCCCUUGAAUGACUGAAUCUAGCUUCUUCCUCUUAUUACUACCCCAUCCUUAACAAGGUUUAGAGCCUCUAUGGGGCUGUUUCUUUGCACCCGAGGGCUGGUCUGUAACCUGUCUCCAUUCCUAUUCCAUCCCCCCAUCUACAGGAAGAGGGUCUACUCUCAAAACAACACAACCAGGGACCAGUCUGGAAUAAGACAGUGUUUCUCCCCAAGAGACUGGGGAAGUCUGCAGAAGUUGGGGUUGGAGGAAACCCUGGGGUUUGCAAGUCAGUGUACAUUGUCUUUCUCACCAGGACAAAGUAUGAGGUUUUGAUUCUUUAGGAUAGGGUCAGAGCACACGUAAGUGACCCUGUAGGGUUCUUGCUAACUCCAGAGUGUUAGAGAGAAACCUCCUCGUUCCUCACGUCUGGCUUCUAAUAGCAGCUGUUUUCUCUUCCAGCAGAAUCUCCCUAAGAUGGACAUAGAAGACUUCAAUGGCCGCUCCUAUAUGUCUGGAAUCCACGCUUCCUGGAAGGUGAGUGGCUGGGCUCACCCCUGCCUGCCACCGAGACGCAGACAUGCACACACCGCCCGCGCUCCCUCGCCGUUUCCAAGGCGGCGGCCGCGUUCGCACCCCAGGGUCUCACCGGCAAGGGAAGGAUAAUCUGGAGAGGGAUCCCUCAGGAGGGUGUGUUCCGGAUUUCUUGCCUCAGGCCCAAGACUCCAACCAUUUUAUAAUGGAAUCUUUAUUUUGUGAAAGUAGCGGGGACUCAUCUCUGGAGAAGGAGUUCCUCGGGGCCCCAGUGGGGCCCUCAGUGAGCACCCCCAACAGCCAGCACUCUUCUCCCAGCCGCUCACUCAGUGCCAACUCCAUCAAGGUGGAGAUGUACAGCGAUGAGGAGUCGAGCAGACUGCUGGGGCCGGAUGAGCGGCUCUUGGAAAAGGAUGACAGUGUGAUCGUGGAAGACUCAUUGUCGGAGCCGCUGGGCUACUGUGAUGGAAGCGGGCCAGAGCCUCACUCCCCUGGUGGCAUCCGGCUGCCCAAUGGCAAGCUCAAAUGUGACGUCUGCGGCAUGGUCUGCAUCGGCCCCAACGUGCUCAUGGUGCACAAGCGCAGCCACACGGGGGAAAGGCCCUUCCACUGCAACCAGUGCGGUGCCUCCUUCACCCAGAAGGGCAACCUGCUGCGCCACAUCAAGCUGCACUCCGGGGAGAAGCCCUUCAAGUGUCCCUUCUGCAACUAUGCCUGCCGUCGGCGUGAUGCGCUCACUGGCCACCUCCGCACACACUCAGUCUCCUCUCCCACGGUGGGCAAGCCCUACAAGUGUAACUACUGCGGCCGGAGCUACAAACAGCAGAGCACCCUGGAGGAGCACAAGGAGCGGUGCCACAACUACCUGCAGAGUCUCAGCACUGAAGCCCAAGCGCUGGCCGGCCAAUCAGGUGAUGAGAUACGGGACCUGGAGAUGGUGCCAGACUCCAUGCUGCACUCAUCCUCUGAGAGGCCAACUUUCAUUGAUCGUCUGGCCAACAGCCUCACGAAACGCAAGCGUUCCACCCCUCAGAAGUUCGUAGGCGAAAAGCAGAUGCGAUUCAGCCUCUCGGACCUCCCCUAUGAUGUGAACUCGGGCGGCUAUGAGAAGGAUGUGGAGUUGGUGGCACACCACGGCCUGGAGCCUGGCUUUGGAGGUUCUCUGGCCUUUGUAGGAGCAGAGCAUCUGCGUCCCCUCCGCCUUCCACCUACCAAUUGUAUCUCGGAACUCACGCCUGUCAUCAGCUCUGUCUACACUCAGAUGCAGCCCCUCCCCAGUCGACUGGAGCUUCCAGGGUCCCGAGAAGCAGGUGAGGGACCCGAGGACCUGGCUGAUGGGGGUCCCCUCCUCUACCGGGCCCGAGGCCCCCUGACUGACCCGGGGGCAUCCCCCAGCAAUGGCUGCCAGGACUCCACAGAUACAGAGAGCAACCACGAAGAUCGGGUUGGGGGGGUGGUAUCCCUCCCUCAGGGUCCCCCACCCCAGCCACCGCCCACCAUUGUGGUGGGCCGGCCCAGUCCCGCCUACGCCAAAGAGGACCCCAAGCCACAGGAGGGGUUACUGCGGGGCACCCCAGGCCCCUCCAAGGAAGUGCUUCGGGUGGUGGGUGAGAGCGGGGAGCCAGUGAAGGCCUUCAAAUGUGAGCACUGCCGCAUCCUCUUCCUGGACCAUGUCAUGUUCACCAUCCACAUGGGCUGCCAUGGCUUCAGAGACCCUUUUGAGUGCAACAUCUGUGGUUACCACAGCCAGGACCGGUACGAAUUCUCUUCCCACAUCGUCCGGGGGGAGCACAAGGUGGGCUAGCGACCUACUGCCCCCACCCCACUCAGUCCACCACUCCACUGCCCGAGCUGCAGGAGUCUAGCCCUGUCCCCACCACAUCCCAAACUGUUUGGUUGUGUAGCCGUCACCACUGGCUAUGGGACGUCACACUUGACCCUGACCCCUCCCCACUACGCUCCUCCUCUUCCCUGACUGAUCUAAGCGUUGUGAUGAAAUAGGUCUUUUGCUUAUUUUUCUACUUUUUCUCUUCUCCUCUCAUCCCACCAUCUCACUGAGUUAUUUAUUAAUAUAAUUUGUUGAUUUUUCUCUUGCUUUUUUUUUUAACCUUAUAGUGGUUACUUACCACUUACUACUCCCCAACCCUCCUGCCCACCGUCCCCUUCCACUUUAGGCCUCAUUUUUCUCUUGGAUCCAGCUUCCUCCAGCAGCCCCAGGGGUAGGAGGCUCCUCUCAGUGCUAAGAGACCUUGAGCUUCUUGAGUUAAGUCCUCACCUUUUACAUUAUCCGAUUCUUCAGUUUUGAUGCUGGUAGCUCCCUCUGGCCCUACCUUAGCUCUGUGGCAUUAUAUCUCCUCUCUGGGACCCUUCAAACUGGUACUUCAUACCUCUCGUGCCCUCUCACUUUAGGCAGCUUGCACUAUUUCUGAACGAAUGAAGAAAUCCCUCACUUGGAAGUAGGAGGGGCUGGAGAAAAUCUCCCCAGGCACCGUGGGACCUAGGGUCCUGUUGACAGACCCCUGGUAAUAUGAGUUCCCCAAAGCCUGUAUUCGGGAUCUGUCUUCUCUCCUCAGACAACCCCCAGCACUGCUCUACUCUCUUCAGCCUGCCAGUCUACUCUGGUGGUUUUUCUCUCCUUGGAAUGCCCCACUUUUAUAUUCUCAGGGGCCAAGGCUAGGUCAGCAAUCCUGUCUCUGACACAUUGGGAGCCACAGGUGCCUAACUGGGAACCAGGGAAGGGGGUGGGUCAAAAUCUUUGUCUUUCUCUUCCACCUCUCAACUUUCUUCACUCUAGUGACCUUCCUGGGCUCUCAGGGGCUCCAGGUGUCCCUGUCCUCUGAGAAGCUGGUGGGUUGCUGCCUGAUGACAAGGGGGUAGUAUCCUCAGCCCCCCAGUCAUGCUGCCUUCUUCUCCCCCUGGCAGGAUUCACCCUCUCAUUCCUGGGCUCCUGGCCCUUUUCUUAGGAUCAGUGGCAGGGAGAAAAGGAUGUGUCUUUUCUCUCUUCUAAUUUUCAGUGUAACCAAAAAUUGUCCCAGGAUAAACAAGGGCACGUGCCCCUCACCCCAUUCCACUCCUGUCCCAGCAAGAAUGGGAUGGGUGCAACUGAAUUGGGGGCUUUCCUUUACUGCCCCCUCUACACUCAGCUCCCAGACGCAGGGCAGGAGGGGGGCACUCUCCUGGCUGCUGCAGAGACCCCUGGCUAUUUGGGUCACCUAGAGAAAGGGGCAGGAGGAGAUACAGCUCCAUUGCAAGUGGAGGUCUCUUUCUACAAGAGUUCCCUGCCCAAGGCCACAGCCAUCCCAUUCUCUGCUUCCUUGAGAUUCAAACCAAAGCCUGUUUUUCUAUAUUUAAAGAAAAAAAAAGUAAAAACCAAACACAACACCUCACAAGUUGUAACACUUGGUCCUUCUCUCUCUCUCUCUCUCUCCCUCUCUCCUUCUCUCUUCCCUUCCAUCUUUCUUUCCACAUGUCCUUUCCUUAUUGGCUCUUUUGCCUCCUACUUUUCUCACUCCCUAUCAGGGAUAAUUUAGGGGGAUGGUAAAGGGUUGGCUAAGGAAUAGACCCUGGGAUUGGGGCUCUUAAGGGCUCUAAGAGAGUCUACCUUACCCUCUUCUGGGAAAGGAGACCCUAAAAUCCUUCUCUUCUUCCUCCUUUUCUCCCCCAUUAUGCGGUCUCCCCAGGAGAACCAGAUUGCCAGGGAGGGGCACUGUGGGUUGGUUGUUCCUCCUUGACAAUGUAGCAAUAAACAGAUGCUGCCAAGGGCAGAGGAUGGGGGAGUCCGCUGGGAGGAGAGUGGUCUCCGGGGAAGGGGAGAGUCUCCAGAGCACCCCAGUGAACUGGCUCCUUGUUUCAGAAUGGCAGCAGAGCUGACAUUAAUAUCUGGGGUUCCCCUCAACUGUUCUGGUUAUUGAGCCCCUUCUCGAUUGACGUGCCCCCACCACCUCUUCUGUGUCUGCUGUGUAUUUGGUGGCACCUCAUUAGGACUAUUCCCUUCUGGGGCAUCAGAGCCUUAGGUUGCCCCAUCCCCUCCCCCAGUCAAUUUUGGCACCUGUAACCUCCUGGAACAUGAAGGACUAUGCUCUGAGGCCAUACUCUGAGCCCAUGAGAGCAGAGACUGGAAGGGCAAGCCCAGGUGCUAAGGAGGGGAGAGAAGGGCACUCUGUCUCUCUCCAGACCAUCACUGCACUUUAACCAGGGUCUUAGGUACAAAAUCCUACUUUCCAGAGCCUUCCAGCUCUGGAACCUCAAACAUCCUCAUGCUCUCUCCCAGCCCCUUUUGCAUAAAAAAAAGUAAAAAAAAAAAUACAUUGAAACCCACA